UGAAAAGGUAUAUGCUCUUCUUGCCAGUAUGGAGCAAUUACAGUCGGCAAACAAAGAAAAGGAUGAUAAGAUUGCAUUGUUAGAGACUGAUUUCACCAAGCUGAAGGAAGAGAAUUCCAAAGUUGUAAGGGAACUGGAGUCGUUAAGAAUGUCUGUUAGUGCUCCCGGCACUCCUGUUUUGAACCACUGCUCAGCAGGAACAAGAGCAUUUAACUUGAGAGGCAAAAAUAGUGCUCUGGAUAGAAGUAUUGUGACAGUCAAGAAAGAACCAUCUGCUGCACAACUUACUGAUCAUCCUUCUAAGAACACCAAAAUGGGGAGGAGGAGUUCAAAGAGAAAUGGAGAUGAUGUUAUAACAACCGAGGGAACUGUAAAGUUGUUCACGUCCAGCUUCAAAGUACCAAAAGUGAAGAGUCAAUCAAGCAAAUCUGCGGCAUCAUCUUCCAGAGGGGGGUAGAUUGUAUUGUGA
Molecule: messenger RNA, 469 nt
Organism: Fragaria vesca subsp. vesca
Lineage: Eukaryota; Viridiplantae; Streptophyta; Magnoliopsida; Rosales; Rosaceae
Exons: 2
Coding region: 29-457 (142 amino acids)
Source: RefSeq, a predicted model, not a curated record